Pisolithus orientalis is the source of this 2507-nucleotide messenger RNA. Its product is annotated as sulfate transporter family-domain-containing protein. Lineage: Eukaryota; Fungi; Basidiomycota; Agaricomycetes; Boletales; Pisolithaceae. Gene Ontology annotation, molecular function: sulfate transmembrane transporter activity. Gene Ontology annotation, cellular component: membrane. The record is from RefSeq and is a predicted model, not a curated record. The coding region runs from base 248 to 2212 and encodes 654 amino acids. Gene Ontology annotation, biological process: transmembrane transport. The transcript is spliced from 15 exons.
CCUUAUCGCACGCAAUAGUGUAUGUUCUGACGGGGCGUCCGCGUGAUGUUCCAAGAUAACAUAAGUACCGCAACAUUAAAGUCCUGCGGUGAGCUCCAUUCCACGCUCGAUUCGAGGCGGCGUUCGGGCGGCGGAAUUGACCGUCUCACGUGAUCGCGGGGUGUGAUUCCGAUUGGCUGAUCGAGAGCUCUGUUCGUGGUUCGCAGUCGGCGCAACAGUCCAUGCAAAGUUAAGAUGAGUGACGAGCAUGAGGACACGAGUCGGCGGUUCCCUUGGUCUGUCCACCUCAUCCUCCUUUGUAUCCUUGUCGGGCAUGGUUGCCCUUCGCGACGACGAAACCACUCCCCUCGUCAACCACCCGGAGUCAGACAUCGAGGCUGAAACGACUGACCUCUCGGAAACUACUAACACCCUCCCAUCGUCGUCCAAGCGCAACUCCAAGUUUGCAAGAAGAGUAAGAUACUAUGUCCCGUCCACAGCUUGGAUACCCGACUAUUCGCUGUCCUAUCUCGGAGGGGACUUGCUCGCCGGCAUGUCCAUCGCAGCGAUGUUAAUACCGCUCUCAGUCAGUUAUGGAACAUCCCUCGCAAAACUUACCCCCACUGCUGGGCUGUUUGCUGCGUCCAUACCCCCACUCAUGUACAGCUUACUUGGCGGAUCACGUCAGCUGAACGUGGCACCCGAAGCCGCUCUGUCCUUGCUUGUAGGACAGGCGGUUACGGAAUACCGCCACAAUAACCCCAACGAGGAUCCGGAUCACAUAGGCGUCUCGGUCGCCACCGCAAUAGGGCUACAGGUUGGAUUGUUCGCUUCUUUUCUAGGGUUUUUCCGUCUCGGCUUUCUCGAUGUCGUUCUCAGCCGUGCUCUCCUCCGAGGGUUCGUCACUGCAAUUGCUUUGGUAAUUGCCGUCGAGCAACUGGUUCCCAUGUUUGGGCUAACAGCCCUGGAAAACACACUUCAGCCAGAGUCAACGCUGGACAAGAUCAUCUUCCUGAUGGAAUACAUAUGGUCAGAUGCCCAUAAACUGACAACCAUUGUCAGCUUCGGCAUGUUGGCAGCCUUGAUAUUCUUCCGCGCAUUCAAAAAUUACUUCAAAAAUACGUGGUGGAUUUAUCGUCUUCCUGAAGUCCUCAUUGCCGUCGUUUUGGCAACCGUCCUUUCCAAGCAGUUGCGGUGGGACGAAGAGGGAGUCGCCAUCCUCGGCGACGUGUCCGUUCAGACUGGCUCUUAUUUCUUCAAGUUCCCUCUGCGGAAAUCCACACAUCCUUUCAUUCGGGGAACGACAUCCAUUGCUAUCCUGAUUACCAUUUUGGGGUACCUGGAUAGUAUCGUGGCUGCUAAACAGAGCGGCGACCGCUACGGAUACCCGAUUAGUCCUAACCGGGAGCUGGUCGCUCUUGGUGCCGCCAAUCUCUUCGGUUCAUUCGUCCCUGGUACCUUACCAGCUUUUGGCUCGAUCGUCAGGACUCGGAUCAAUGGCGAGAUCGGUGCGAGGUCACAACUCUCUUCGUUAUUCGCAGCCGCCAGUCGUUCUCCUUGCGACUGCUUAUAUGGUAUGAUUGCGCUCUCCAGCAUCGGAGCCUGGACAGAUCUCGCGAUGAUGUUCAUCACGUUCUUCCUUUCGGUCAUCUGGAACAUCGAGAUUGGCCUAGUCGUCAGCUUGAUUAUAUCCCUGUUACUCGUCAUCCGUCGUUCCUCCAAGACCCGCAUGACCAUCCUCGGCCGGAUUCCUGGAACGGAUCAGUGGAGACCGGUGACGGACAAUCCGGAGGCGGAAGACGUUCCUGGAGCACUCAUCGUGCGGAUCCGAGAAAGCCUUGAUUUUGGUGCGCGAGUUCAUACAUUGUGCUUGUCCAAUUCACUACUCACACCUUCCCUUCCACAAGCGAACACCUCUCAACUUAAAGUUCGCCUGCGCCGAUUCGAGUUGUACGGCGUGGAACCAGCUCAUCCCUCAGAUGAACCUCGGAGACAGGCCCCUCGAGUCCUUGUCUUCCACAUGGCAGACGUCGAGACUUGCGAUGCUUCGGCAGUACAAAUCUUCCAUGAAUUGCUCGAGAACUACAAGAGCCGCGGAAUCCGCUUGUUCGUCACGCAUCUCCGCCCUAAUAUUCGCGAGAUGUUCGAAAACGCUGGUGUUGUGGCCAUGUUGGGUGCCGAUGCUUUCUAUGAUACCCUCGGGGAAGCGAUGGCCAAAGUAGAAGGCAGGUAAACGAACGGGAGAUUACGCAACGAUUUUCUUUUCUUUUUUCCCCUCCUUUUACGAUUUGGCGAUCAGUUGUUGGUUUACAACCGGGAUACAUAGGGUUGAGGCUGCACCAUGGCACGAGGAACGGAUAUCUUGACGGUUACUGGGUUUACAUAUACAUACAUCACCUAUGCUGUCGCUGCGCACAUCGUUUGUCAUGACUUUACUAAUCGGUAUAUAUCGACGGGAGCUAGCCUCCCCCUUGCUUGAACUAUAGAACGGUAUAUACAUAUGCUUCGCACUGAAGAUUGGAACGCAA